AAAUAAUGAUAAACAGUAGUACAUUGGUUGAACGUACACAUACAAUAAGUAACUAAUAAAUAAAAACCGGGAAAAGAUUUAAAAAAAAGUACUGUCGGAAUUAUUAAAGUAUCUUUUAGACUUUGACUUAUUGAAGGAAUUUAACCCCACGGACAGCUUCCUAUCCCUUCUUGACUUCCUCUUCUUCUCUUCUUUUUGUUUUUUUUUAACUCCCGCGAGAUUAGCAGCUUGACCCCUUGUUUUUCAAUUGUCAUAAUAGAUACGAGUAAUUUGUGCCGCCAGACAGCGGAUUCUCUCUGCGUGACUCAAGUCCGUGCAGGACUAAGGAUACGCAAGUGACCUACUUUCAAUUGGACAGGCAAUAAAAACACACACCCGCACAGGCGUUCGCUCAGAAAGAAGGAGAGUUUAGAGCGGGGAUUAAAUACCUGUAGCGACAGGUAACACGAGCUACAGCGGCCGCAGUCGAACUUGGCUCACUCAGCAACUGGACUCAAGAUGUUGUCAUCCGUUCCCACGGGGAUUCGCUCCUUGUUUUUCAUGCUUACACCAAACGAAUCGUCCUUUAAGACGGUGGAAGAAGUUCCUGAAUAUGUUCACCAAGCCACUCCUUACUUUGCAGGUCUGAUUCUUCUGGAGGUGCUGGUGGGUCUUCUAAAGUCUGGAGAAUUAGUGGUCCCCAUAAGCGAUGGAAUCACUUCCUUAUCAAUGGGAAUAGUCUCCAAACUGCCCUUUUUGUUGAUAAAGAGCCUUGAACUGACUGCUUACGUGUUUGUGUGGGACCGAUACCACCUAGUGGAGCUGCCCUGGGACUCCGCUUGGACCUGGUGGUUCACCUUCCUGGGUGUGGACUUGGGAUACUACUGGGUUCAUCGCUUCUCUCACGGUACAAACUACACACACUAUAGCAUAAUAGUGUCCACCAGAGAGUUGAUUACAAAAGUGGACCACCUCAACCCAGUGGUGCAGAGGUGGACAGGCCUCCAUAAAUCUUCUAUCACUGCCGUGGAUGUGGAGGUCUGGCUUCACGGAAGCAGAGAAGCAGGAGUGCGAUGCCUCAUGGGAGGCAGAGACAACAUCAGCGGUGAUCUGGAGGUCCCAGGCUCUUGCUGUCUGACCACCAAGAUGUGGAGGUCUGGCUUCACGGAAGCAGAGAAGCAGGAGUGCGAUGCCUCAUGGGAGGCAGAGACAACAUCAGCGGUGAUCUGGAGGUCCCAGGCUCUUGCUAUCCACUACUACAGGCACCUGUGGAAACGCUCCAGAACAUACAAGGCCUUUGGCAACAAAAUCUUAACAUUCCUCAACGGUCCCAGUUGGACUCCUGGAAAACCUCGACUAGGAGAUCACACUGCCAAUCCCAAGGUCACAGGGAAGGAGGUUGCUUAUAAUCCCAGCUGGUCUCUGUUUCUCCAAGUCUACGUGGUUCUUCACUUCCUGCUGGUGCUGGGGACAUACGUCCACCUGUUUGAAACCAAGAUGAUGGUCUCUCAGCUGACGGUACUGGGAAUGAUCGGCUACAUUCUUCUCACCCUCACGUCUCUGGGAUUCAUCAUCGACCAGAGGCCUUCAGCUGCUAUGUUGGAGAUGCUGCGCUGCGUCGUUAUGAUGACGCUGCAGAACUUCGGCCACGUGAAGAGCCCACUACCCUCGCUCACCGUGCCCAUGGAGGUCUUUGUCGCCCUCUCUCUGCUGUACUGGUUCCUGCAGAGCGUCUCUCAGCUCGUCAGCAUCAAGAAGAAAAGCGCCUGAACGAGCUGCGGUCGUUUUGACGUCACAGAGCCAACAACACAGGCUUUGACAGAUUGUAACGACGACUUAAACAAUCAAUAUGCUCCCGCAAGUUGAUUCUCCUUCGUCAAUGUGUCAUUUACUGCUGAUUUUAAUACUGUGGAGAGAAGAAUUUGAGCAAUAAUAUAUUUUAUCUUUAGCAUUUAUUCAUUCUGCUUGUCAAAAAUAUGAAUUGGUUCUGCUUAUUUUAAAUGUUGUUUGUGCUGCUGCUUGAAAAAAUACAACAGAAAAUCUGUAAUCCUUUUGUUUGGAAAAUAAAACAUUGUUGGGUUGUAG
This is a messenger RNA of Cynoglossus semilaevis (tongue sole), 2064 nucleotides long. It is a transcript of the gene agmo, whose product is annotated as alkylglycerol monooxygenase. Gene Ontology annotation, molecular function: glyceryl-ether monooxygenase activity. Lineage: Eukaryota; Metazoa; Chordata; Actinopteri; Pleuronectiformes; Cynoglossidae. The transcript is spliced from 11 exons. Gene Ontology annotation, cellular component: endoplasmic reticulum. The coding region runs from base 499 to 1749 and encodes 416 amino acids. The record is from RefSeq and is a predicted model, not a curated record.